Molecule: messenger RNA, 4425 nt
Organism: Marmota flaviventris (yellow-bellied marmot)
Lineage: Eukaryota; Metazoa; Chordata; Mammalia; Rodentia; Sciuridae
Source: RefSeq, a predicted model, not a curated record
UGUGAGGCCCAGGCGGAGGGAAGCUUCAGGCCUCAGGAUUCUCCGCUGGCUUUUAACCACGGGCUUGGGGAAGUGGGGUGCGAAACGGGUCCUCUUCAUUUCGGUGGGUUUCGGGCCCUGGCAGCCUUUUCGCGAAGGCUCGCUUCCGGCAGCAUGGCUCAAAGGGCCUUCCCGAAUCCUUAUGCCGAUUAUAACAAAUCUCUGGCCGAAUGCUACUUUGAUUCUGCUGGGAGGUUGACUCCUGAGUUCUCACAGCGCUUGACCAAUAAGAUUCGAGAGCUCCUUCAGCAAAUGGAAAGAGGCCUAAAGUCAGCAGACCCUCGGGAUGGCACUGGUUACACUGGCUGGACAGGUAUUGCUGUGCUUUACUUACAUCUCUUUGAAGUGUUCGGGGACCCUGCCUACCUCCAGAUGGCACAUUGCUAUGUGAAGCAAAGCCUGAACUGUUUGACCAAGCGUUCCAUUACCUUCCUUUGCGGCGAUGCAGGACCCCUUGCGGUGGCCGCUGUGCUGUAUAGCAAGAUGAACAAUGAGAAGCAGGCAGAUGAUUGCAUCACACGGCUAAUUCACCUAAAUAAAAUCGAUCCCCAUGCUCCAAAUGAAAUGCUGUAUGGACGAAUGGGCUACAUCUAUGCUCUUCUUUUUGUCAACAAGAACUUUGGAGUUGAAAAGAUUCCUCAAAGCCAUAUUCAGCAGAUUUGUGAAACAGUGUUAACCUCUGGAGAAAACCUAGCUAGAAAGAGAAACUUCACUGCAAAGUCUCCACUGAUGUAUGAAUGGUACCAGGAAUAUUAUGUGGGGGCUGCUCAUGGCCUGGCAGGAAUUUAUUACUACCUGAUGCAGCCCAGCCUUCAAGUGAGCCAAGCAAAGUUACAUACUUUGGUCAAGCCCAGUGUAGACUUUGUUUGCCAGCUGAAAUUCCCUUCUGGCAAUUAUCCUCCAUGUGUGGAUGAUAAUCGAGAUCUGCUUGUCCACUGGUGUCAUGGAGCCCCUGGGGUAAUCUACAUGCUCAUCCAGGCCUAUAAGGUGUUCAAAGAGGAGAAGUAUCUCUGUUGUGCCUACCAAUGUGCAGAUGUGAUCUGGCAAUACGGUUUGCUGAAGAAGGGGUACGGGCUGUGCCAUGGUGCUGCGGGGAAUGCCUAUGCCUUCCUGACUCUUUACAACCUCACGCAGGAUGUGAAGUACCUGUACCGGGCCUGUAAGUUUGCUGAAUGGUGCUUAGAUUAUGGAGCACACGGAUGCAGGACACCAGACACCCCCUUCUCCCUCUUUGAAGGAAUGGCUGGAACAAUAUAUUUCUUGGCCGACCUGCUAGUCCCCACGAAAGCCAAGUUCCCUGCAUUUGAACUCUAAAAGGAAAGCAUGCUCACACCCUGCAACUUACAGCAUGACCCUUUCUGUAUAUUCAAUCCUGGUCUAAGUGCUUUCAUUGCUUUUCAAGGAAACAGAAUCAAACUAUGUGCUUGAUUGAGUUGGGUUUUGUUUUCCAGAAUUUGUCUCUAGUUGAUUUUUUUUAUUAUGUACUUUUAUUUAAAAGUAUGCAAGGACAUCUGUUAAAUUUCUUCCAAAAGGAAGGACGGGUGAUAAAUACAGUAUUUUGUGGUCAUUUACAUGUAUUUUAGAAUUUAGAGGAAAAUCUUAUUUAAAUUUAUGAAUAUAACCAUCUGUUACUGUUCUAAAAAUAUUUGAAAGAAACUAAAUACAGAUAAACAAGGUUACAUACAUGACCAUGAUUGAAUAUUGCCCUCACCUCUUCUGUGUCAUAUAUUUCCUCCAACAGGAGGGUGGGCAGCUUUAUGACUUGGUCUUUCUCUAAGUGGUUGAUUAUAAAAGGGGACAAAAUAUAACUGUAUGCUUCCAGGUGAAAAACUUGCAAGAAUUAUAAACUAGACUUGGGACCUUACGUACCGUUUUUCAAAUUCCUGAUGUCUUUUUGGUCUAGAAACAUACUUUCAAAUCUGCCUCUUUAUCAAAAGGCAUCUGGAUACUGUAUGCCAGCCUUUUUAUAAAAAACGUAAAAUGUGAUGGUUAUCAUGAACUUUCUGAUGUGUAAAUUCAAGAUAAGCUAAUAACAGCUGUUUUAUUGUUUUCUCUAAAUGAAAAAAUCUAGUGUAUUUUCAAACUAUUAAAUUUGUUUGCUCUUUGGUAUUCAAAUUAAUUAGAUCACAAAGCUGAUUUUCUGUGGGAGUGCUCAGAAUCUAGUCUGCUAUAUUUGACUGAUCUUCUAAACUUUGACUUGUAUUUUACUUACUUCCAGUGACUGUGCUUUAGUGCUGGUUGUUUGGUACAAGCCAUAAAAUAUAUUCCGUUCUAUUAGUUUAUCUGAACAUUGGUCUUUUCACUGAAGAAUACAGCUUCUGCUUCUGCUUUAAAAAGGGUGGGAAGGGCAUUGCUCUGUAGCCAGUAACUUCAAAAAGAACAUAAGCUUUUGAUAGAAAAUUGUGUUCAUUAAGAGAAAUUACCAGAGGUCAUGCUUAUAACAAGUUAAUCUUUUCAUAUCCUAGGCUAAUAGUUCAUAUUUUUCUGAGAUACUAGAAUCAGGUUUUACAUGGCAAAUGAAGACUCCUGGUGCUUCAGAGUUCUGUACAAUUCUAUUGACUGGAAUCCUCCUUCUCUCUCCCAUAGCUGCCUUUGCCAGGCCUGCUUAGACUCCUUGGGACUGUUUUGGGAACAUUUUGUAGCUUUAAAAUAACAGGGUCUGAGAAUUUUUAGUGUGCCUAUUUCGUGGCUUUCUUGGUCACAAAAAAAAAAUGCUAUUUUGCCCGGGGCGUGGGGGCAGUGGGAAGAAUCCCUACAGAGUGUAUGCUGGUUCCUUUUUGUAGUAGUCCCCUGUUACUUUCUGUUAAGCACCACAAUAACUAAUAUUAUUGGAAAUUGUCCUACUCUGUAAAGGCUACUUGACAAUAGGAUCUAAAAAGUAGCCCACUGCUCAGUUUUUAGGAUUAGGUUAUUCCCUCCAUGACUGGUGUAAGUCAAGGGACUUGUGCCUCUUAGAUUUCAGAAGUGCUCUGGUAAGUUCGUGCAAGCUGUGCCUUUCUUGUGUAAGUUUCAGACCAAGGGUGUCAGCCCUUCCAGGAAUAAGUACCGUAGUGCACAGCAAACCACAUUUGCCUUGGCCUGGGGAUCCAGCUUGAGAGAAUACAGCUCAUUUGGCUUAAUUAAAUGUCGUAUCAUAUUGUGUCUGUACUUUUAGCUACUGGAGUUACUAACUAAGGGGAAAAGAACCAAACACUCUUUCUGUGAGCCAGGGGAGACUUGAUCACAGUUCUUAGUAUCUUACUAUAAUUUGAUCCCAGUUCUUAAUAUCUUACUAUAAUUUGAUCCCAGGAAGAUAUCAAGGUAGGGAGGAAAGCAUUUCAAAUAAGAUUCUUGUUAAUAUUUGGAUUAUACUUUAGCAGUUGUUAUCCAUUAACAAAUUCAUCUAUUCAAGUUUUUUCUUUUUUUUAAGCGUUUUAAGAUUAUUAUUAAACUGACAGGAUGUUUGUGCCAUUGUUUCAGUUUUGAUAAAAUUUUAAAUUCAGGCGGAAGUCACAAAGACAAGAUCUUAAGACCGUGGUGGAGACUGAAAGAAAUUUUUCAGUAGCUUUCUUAGCUACAUGGCAUCAUUGUUUUAGUUCUAUUUCUAUUAUAUUUUGACCGCUGAUAUUUUUCUUCUUGGUUAAAAACUCUUCCCAAAAGUUGCUUCCCAGAAAACUGAAUAACAUCAAUCUCCAUGUGAAGACUAGGUAGUAAAAUCCUCAGAGCUUUCCAAGCGGUGUCCAAUUUAUCCCAGCAUACACUUCUGUUAUUGUAGUGAUGAGAAAUUGCACUGGUUAACUUUUAAUCAUGAAAAAAUGUUAACAUCAUCAAGACCAUUUCCAUAGGCCCAUUGGACUUUGAGUUGUAGGUCUUUAAUCCUUAGAAUUACUUGACUCCUUUUUCAUCUUUUAUAUAAGUUUCAAUUAUUUGGCAUCAAAAACCUUCAUGGAGGUAGAAUUUUAGUUAAAAGGGGAUCUAAGGCUAUUUUCUCUCCUUACUAUAUCUUCCCUAAAGAACUGAAUUGAGAGAGACACUCUUUUCCUACAUUCUCAGGUUAGUUUGUGUCUGAUUUUAUGAUGCCCUGCCUCUACCAGCUGAUUUUGAAGUAGAAAAUGUGGAGAGUGAACAUUUAUUUAUAUACUCCUUUGGCUACUGGAACUCAUCUCUGAUUUCUUAUAUUGAGUUCUGAUUCCAUUUUCUGCUUCCCUGAACUGGUGAGAGCACCCCGUUUUGAUGUGUUUUGUACUGUUGAGUUGUAGAAGAAAUGUUUCUCUCCUGUAGGUAGAAAACCAUAUUUGGGAUAUUCAAAAAGCCAUAUUGUCAUUUAUUGGGAAAGGCUGAGAUCAUAUUUAUAUGUUGUGUAAAGAAUUUGAUCUAAUGGCUCACAAUAAAAUUUUACUAGGACUA